CUCAACAUUCUGUUAAUCACUUACCUCUAAAUUCUGUUUCCAUGGCUCCAGCACCCCUUUCUCCUAUCAAAGUUGGUCAAAUCGACGAUGUCCAAGAAUUGAGGAAGGCCAAAUCAGUGGCCAUUCCUCAAAGAUUCGUGCGCGAUAUGGCUGAAAGGCCAACACUCACUGCAGCCUCUUCUUCUAGCAACAUUCCGGUUAUCGACGUCUCAAAGCUUAUCAAAGGCAGCAAAGACGAGUUCCAUAGUGAAAUCUUGAAGCUCUCCACUUCCUGCAAGGAGUGGGGUUUUUUUCAGGUGAUUAAUCAUGGGAUUGAUCUGGUUUUGCUGGAGAGCAUUGAGAAGGUGGCUAUGGAGUUCUUCAUGCUACCUCUAGAGGAGAAAAAGAAGUAUCCAAUGUUACCGGGGACUGUUCAGGGGUACGGUCAGGCUUUCGUGUUCUCGGAGGAGCAGAAGCUAGACUGGUGCAACAUGUUUGCACUUGGAGUUGAGCCUCACUUCAUUAGGGACCCAAAGCUGUGGCCAACAAAGCCAGUCAAGUUCAGUGACACCAUAGAGGAAUACUCAAGUGAGAUAAGAAAACUAGGCCAAAAGUUGCUAAAAUUUAUAGCUACAAGCCUUGGCUUAAAACAGGACAUGUUUGAAGAGAUGUUUGGGGAGGCAGUGCAAGCAGUGAGGAUGAACUACUACCCACCAUGCCCUAGACCUGACCUUGUUUUAGGUCUAAGCCCCCAUUCUGAUGGAAGUGCCCUCACAGUGUUGCAGCAAGGGAAGGGUAACACAGUAGGCCUUCAAAUACUUAAAGACAACGGAUGGGUGUCCAUUCAGCCCAUCCCUAAUGCACUUGUCAUCAACAUUGGAGACACCAUUGAAGUUUUGACAAACGGGCGCUACAAGAGUGUGGAACAUAGAGCAGUGACUCACAUGGAAAAAGACAGACUCUCAAUUGUGACAUUCUACGCUCCCAGCUACGAAGUUGAGAUUGGACCAAUGCCGGAAAUGGUAGAUCAGAACAAUCCUUGCAAGUACAGAAGAUACAACCAUGGAGAGUACAGCAAGCACUACGUGACUAACAAGCUGCAAGGCAAGAAAACAUUGGAAUUUGCCAAGAUUCAAACUUCAUAAAAAAGGAUAUAACAAAAUGUUACUAUUAAAGCUCUAGCUUAGGUCAUGGAUGUAGAAUAAAGCAAACACAAGUAGUGGACAGGGUUGUUUAUUAUUAAAUAUUUAGAGAGGUGGAUUAUUGAUGGACAGUAGUGUUUGUGUAGUUCAAUUUGUACAAGUCUCUAUUAAAUUAAUGGAAGGUUGUGGGGUCUUAUGUUCAUAAA
Cornus florida is the source of this 1327-nucleotide messenger RNA. Its product is annotated as protein SRG1-like. The transcript is spliced from 4 exons. NCBI's taxonomy places the organism in Eukaryota, Viridiplantae, Streptophyta, Magnoliopsida, Cornales, Cornaceae. The record is from RefSeq and is a predicted model, not a curated record. The coding region runs from base 42 to 1124 and encodes 360 amino acids.